UUUCCAAGCUCUUAAACUGGACAGCAAAUAUAGUGACUCCGAGGAAGAUUCCAUUUGGCAUAGCACAGACGAGCGGGCACGUCUAUUGCCCAAAAGAGGAAGCGAAUCGAAUAGUUUUGGCUUGCGGCCCAAGUUAAGGCAGCUGGCGUCUCAGCUGUUUGACCUCGAAGAGGUGCAGCAAUUAACGCGUGGCCUACGCCAAGUGAAUUACCAAAAGCUCAGCCAGGAGUUGCCUCAGAAGUUAAACAAUCCCAAAUACUCAAAAACCAUGUCGGCACCAUCAACCUCUUCCGUUGGCGAUGCGGCUGCAGCGCUCUCUGGAAAUUUGCAGCUUGCGCCACUCCGAACUCUGGAUGACUUUGUGCUCGGAUCGGCGCGCUUUCAGCUGCCCAACUUGAAGGACUUUGACAAGUGGGGCAACCGCGUGGUCAAGAACUUGCUGUACUAUCAGACGAACUACUUCCUCGUCUUUCUGGCCAUCUACGUCAUCAUGAUAGCCUGCAAUCCCAUGAAGAUCAUCAGCGGCCUGAUUGUGCAGGCUCUGCUAAUCGCCAUCAUUUGGCAGUUCUUUAACAGCAAGUCCAAGACGAACUUCAUAGCCAGUCGCCUGACUGGUGGCAACCCGAUUCUAGCUCAGCAGCAUGCCCAGCAAAAAUGGUACAUCCUGGCAGGCGCCCUGUUGGCUGGCUAUCUGUUCCUGCACAUGAUUAGCGCGGUUCUGCUGACGGCCUUCACGCUGCUGCUGCCCGUCUCGGUGACCUUCAUCCAUGCCUCGCUGCGGCUGCGCAACAUGAAGAACAAGCUGGCCAACACCAUCGAGAGCUUCGGCCCGUCCACGCCCAUGGGCUCGCUCCUGGAUGCAUUGAAUGUGCGCGCCGAGGGAGUCGUCAAUUAAAGCGGCAGAUAAAUAAUGCUAAUUGUUGAUCAUGUUUGAGGGAAUGUCUCCCCCUUUUGAAUAGAUGCUUCGAUUCACUGUAUACACCUAUAUAUAUAUCUAUAUUUAUAUAUUAUGAUUUGAUCUUUUUUACGUUUAAAAAUGAAUUUCUUAUUCACGUAUUGUUUCUGCUAAUCAGCAAUUAUAAAAGUCAAUAAAAGUUUUCCCUUAAAGUAAAUCAUUAAA
Molecule: messenger RNA, 1120 nt
Organism: Drosophila arizonae
Lineage: Eukaryota; Metazoa; Arthropoda; Insecta; Diptera; Drosophilidae
Gene: Jwa
Product: PRA1 family protein Jwa
Cellular component (GO): membrane
Source: RefSeq, a predicted model, not a curated record